GCGAAGGAGGAAGAAGGGGCCGCGCUGAGGCAGGCGGGCGGGCGCGCGGGAGACGGAGGCUCUGCGGCGGCCGCGCCAUGUCGGCACACCAGCAGGGCACGGAGCUUGACCUUAGCUGGAUCUCCAAAAUACAAGUGAAUCAACCGGCAGUUCUGAGGCGUGCAGAACAAAUCCAGGCCCGCAGGCCUGUGAAAAAGGAGUGGCAAGCUGCUUGGCUCCUGAAAGCUGUUACCUUUAUAGAUCUUACUACACUUUCAGGCGAUGACACACCUUCCAACAUUCAAAGGCUCUGUUAUAAAGCCAAGUAUCCAAUCCGAGAAGACCUCUUAAAAGCUUUAAAUAUGCAUGAUAAAGGCAUUACUACCGCUGCUGUUUGUGUUUAUCCUGCCCGGGUAUGUGAUGCCGUAAAAGCACUGAAGGCUGCAGGCUGUGAUAUCCCAGUGGCAUCAGUGGCCACUGGCUUUCCAGCUGGACAGACACAUUUAAAAACACGAUUAGAAGAGAUUAGACUAGCUGUGGAAGAUGGAGCUUCGGAAAUCGAUGUGGUAAUUAACAGGACCUUGGUGCUGACAGGCCAGUGGGAAGCCCUGUAUGAUGAGAUUCGUCAGUUUCGCAAGGCCUGUGGGGAGGCUCAUCUCAAAACCAUCUUAGCAACAGGAGAACUUGGAUCUCUUACUAAUGUCUAUAAAGCCAGUAUGAUAGCAAUGAUGGCAGGAUCAGAUUUUAUUAAGACCUCUACUGGAAAAGAAACAGUAAAUGCAACCUUCCCAGUAGCUAUAGUCAUGCUACGGGCUAUUAGAGAUUUCUUCUGGAAAACUGGAAACAAGAUCGGCUUUAAGCCAGCAGGAGGCAUCCGCAGUGCCAAGGACUCCCUUGUGUGGCUCUCUCUCAUAAAGGAGGAACUAGGAGAUGAGUGGCUAAAGCCAGAACUCUUUCGAAUAGGUGCCAGCACUCUGCUUGCAGACAUCGAGAGGCAGAUUUACCAUCAUGUGACUGGAAGAUAUGCAGCUUAUCAUGAUCUUCCCAUGUCUUAAAUCAGCGAUGAAUUCCAGAGAAGUCCUUUACAACAACGUUUAAAAAUUAUUUUUCUGUGUGAUUGCUAAAAUUCUUUAAUUAAAAAAUGGGAGAAUAGAUGACUGACUUUUUCCCCUUAAAAUUCCCGUUGAAUUUAACUCAAAGAACGAAGGGAAUAAACCAGACAAUCUACACAUGGUCCGCAUUUCAGGCACAUCUGAAAUGGUCUUAAUAACUAGAUCUCAUUGUUAAUUUUGUGGAGGUUUUCUCUUAAAGAACCCUGAGCAAAUUGUUAAUGAUAGCUUUGACAACAUUAAAUUCUAAGGAAACAAAAUGUCGACUUGCCUAAGAACGGUGCUGUAGCAAAAGAAAAUGCAGCAUCCCUGAACCACUCUUGUUCUCCCAGCAACUUCAGGACUCGCUUACUCGGCACUAAUUUCCUGUCCUGAAAAUCUGUCUUUAAUUUUUGCAACAGAUAUGCUCUCUUACUAAUUGUUUUGCUAAUGGAAUUUCUGUCAUUUUUAUAUGAAACUAUGGAUAUCAUUGAAUUUUUUUAAUUAAAAAAAUUCCUGUAGUUUAUUUAAAAAAAAAACAAACCCUUUAAAUUGUAGUAAUGCAUAUUGAAAAGUUAAUCCAUUAAAUAUAUGAAGAGGUUUUAUCAAUGACUUUCUAAUAGAGUCUAAUAGAGUAUCUCAAAUAAAG
Molecule: messenger RNA, 1716 nt
Organism: Hippopotamus amphibius kiboko
Lineage: Eukaryota; Metazoa; Chordata; Mammalia; Artiodactyla; Hippopotamidae
Gene: DERA
Product: deoxyribose-phosphate aldolase
Exons: 9
Coding region: 78-1034 (318 amino acids)
Biological process (GO): carbohydrate catabolic process; deoxyribonucleotide catabolic process
Cellular component (GO): cytoplasm
Molecular function (GO): deoxyribose-phosphate aldolase activity
Source: RefSeq, a predicted model, not a curated record